UUGUAAGCACAUUCACGUACACCAAAGACAUUAUCCUCCUGGUUGAACAAAAACAAAUGUUGAGACUGACAGAGCUGACAGAAACCGAAAAGAUAUGCUUAACCAAGUGUCAUUAUCAGGCCACACAAGGAUUAGUUCAAUUAUGAAGGAACGGGGCAUCAACGUGAAAGACAACAACGAUGACCAUGUGGAUAGCCAGUUUGAGUUAAAUGAGAUUGAUCUGUCAGUGCAACCUGGCAGAAGCCAGGCUGGUUGUCCUUCUCUGGGCCAUGAUCUUCGAGAUGCUGCUUAUCAAGACAGACACGGGGACAUGGGAGCUGUUAAUCAACAACGUUCUGCUACUCCUCCUUCAAAUCAGAAUGCUUCCAACAAGAACACCUUCCAGGGAGAUGUUAAUGUGUAUGGUUACAAGGCAAUGGAAGGAAAGACAUGUUACCACAAUCCUGGGUACAUGCACAAUGAAGGAGAGACAGUUAUGCCUAGUAUCAGCAAUGGGAAUUGGAUGGAAGAUAAGCACGAGAUACAGGUAGUCAAGAAUGGGGGGCCCAGGCGGUUCUUUCCACAACUCGUCGCCAUCGUCGGCUGCUGCUUCAACGUCUUGCUUGCUGUAGGACUUCCAUACUCACUUGGUGCUCUCUUCGUGGAUUGGCUGGAGGCUUUUCAGACAACACGUGCUCAAACAGCGUCCAUCCAGUCAACAGCUGUGGGAUUAACCUUCAUGGGAGGUUUUGUGAAUGGGUUCUUGGUUGUGAAGUUUGGGACUCGAACUGUGAUGUUCUUUGGCAGCAUAGUGUCCUCCUUUGGGCUAAUCACCAGCUGGUUUGCCACAAGUUACGUCUUCCUCAUUGUAUCUAUAGGUGUAGUCAUGGGUUUUGGAUGCAGCAUGGUGUAUCUGAGUUCCCUUGUCACCCUGUCGCAUACGUUUCAUGAUGCAAGAUCUAAAUCAAUGGCGCUGUCAAUUAUGACCUCCUCGGCAGGCGUCGGGAGCAUUGUUUUCCCCAUUGUCUUGGAGGAACUCAAGGAGACUUAUGGUUGGAGAGGUGCACUUCUCCUUGCUAGCGGUGGCUUAUUGAACAUUACAUCUUCGUGUCUACUCGUAACGUCGCCACACCAAGCAUCACCAACACUAUCAGCCAAACAUGAAAAGACAACAUCGAAAAAUGAAAAAGAAAAGUCCAAAUAUCAGCAUAUCUUAAAUCCUAUGUAUGGAUCUUGUUUAGUGUGUGCCAUGGUAGGGUUUGGAAUAUUAACUUCAACUUCCGUCACUGCAGUGGACUUUGGCAUGUCUAAGGGUCUGUCAUACGAGACAGGACUGGUGUUUUUGUUGCUGAUUAAUGGGCUGGGAGCUGCAAUGCGAUUUCUCGUCGGCUUGAUACAGAUGGUCCCAGGUGUGAAGACCUACCAAGUGUUCUGCAUGUCAGUGUUACUAUCCAGUGCCUCUCUUGUUGCGCUUUCCUUGGCGUACACUUAUGGCAUGAUCGUUGGCUGCUUUUCUCUUCUUGGAUUAGGUGCAGGCGGGAUGGUGGGCAGUUUUCCUAUGGUCAUACACAACCUGGUAGGGGAAGACAAGUAUGCUGUGGCUAUCGGCUUCGGUUCAGCAAUAAGUGGUUGCUCCAGCAUGACGAUGGGGAUACUCAUAGGGACGCUGUAUGAUUUGACUGGGUCGUAUGAUCUGUCUUUCUUGAUACUCGGCUGUAUCGGUGUUGGUGCUUCCUCCCUCCCAGUGAUCAUUCGGUGUCUGAAAACCAUUGGCACUCACAAGUCUGUCACUAUAUCACACCAGUGAAGAUGUAUAAAUAUUAAAGAAGGUGAUUCUACAGUAUAACAUGAUCCAUGUCCCCAGCAACCUAUGCUUGUGAUAAGAGUCGACCACAGGGAUCAGGUGGUCAGGCUUGAUUGACUGUGUGUAAUCGUACAUACAUCGGCAUAGAUCAAUCACUGGACUGACUGGUCCAGACUCGGCUAUUAACAGGCCACCGCCAUAUACCUUGAAAUCUGCCGAGGGCAGUGUUAACAACAAACACCUUAAAAAUGGAAAACUGUUAUCUUUCGUUUUUCAUGGCCUUUGGAUCAGAACGUUUUUGGUGAUUGAUUAUACUAUUGCAUUAAGCGUUCAACUUGAUACAAUGAAAAUGCAUUGACAAUUGAGCACAAUAACAUAUUUGUUAAGGUACAGUGGAUGCCUCUGAUUGUAUCAUCAUAGUUGACACUUCAAUAAAUGUAUAGACUGUGUCAAUUGAGGGUUUUUUCUUUCUUUUUUUCAUAUUCAUAAUGUAAACCGCCAACGCCAAAGAACAAUCAGUUUCGAACUAGGUCAUUGUAUGAUUCCGACUAUAUCACAAGCACGAGUUUGUUACUCACUAUCAAAUAGUUCUACCAGGUGUUUGCCGAAAGUUGAGAGUCCUGC
Molecule: messenger RNA, 2407 nt
Organism: Haliotis rufescens (red abalone)
Lineage: Eukaryota; Metazoa; Mollusca; Gastropoda; Lepetellida; Haliotidae
Product: monocarboxylate transporter 13-like
Exons: 6
Coding region: 95-1786 (563 amino acids)
Biological process (GO): transmembrane transport
Molecular function (GO): monocarboxylic acid transmembrane transporter activity
Source: RefSeq, a predicted model, not a curated record